This is a messenger RNA of Thelazia callipaeda (thelaziosis nematode), 297 nucleotides long. The record is from the annotation of a GenBank genome assembly. Lineage: Eukaryota; Metazoa; Nematoda; Chromadorea; Rhabditida; Thelaziidae.
AUGGCAACGAAUGAUGCAUUAACAGCAUUACCGUACUUCCUCAGCUUACAGCUGUUACUCUACACUUUCACACCAGCUGCUUAUGCGAUCAUUCUCAGCUAUGAAACUCGUCCACGGGAAAUGGUAGUAAGCUCUUUCUUCCACUAUCUGAAAACACCUUUCGAAAAUUACCAGCCAAAUGUACAGACGAAACGUAGUGGAGAAAUGUGGAUGUCACUGCUAACCUCAGCGCUUUUACCAGAAACCGGGAAUCGAGGAGAUGAUCACAGAUAUCACGGAUUAAGAGGAAGAAAGUGA